This is a messenger RNA of Micropterus dolomieu (smallmouth bass), 630 nucleotides long. Its product is annotated as fucolectin-like. NCBI's taxonomy places the organism in Eukaryota, Metazoa, Chordata, Actinopteri, Centrarchiformes, Centrarchidae. Bases 1 to 630 code for a protein of 209 amino acids. The transcript is spliced from 5 exons. The record is from RefSeq and is a predicted model, not a curated record.
AUGGCACGCCUGUCAGCCAACGUGGCACCAAGAGGAGUAGCCACACAGUCUGGAGAACCAGCUUCUGCAGCAACAGCUCCACAAAUGGCCAUUGAUGAAGACACUGGGAAGGAUCCACAAAGCACCUGUGCUUCAGUUCCACUGCAAGACAACCCCUGGUGGCAACUGGACCUGAGGAGUAUCUACCACAUAACUGCUGUGUCUGUCACCAGCAUCAGCGACUGCUGCUCAGAGGAGCUGGACGGUGCUGAGAUCCGCAUCGGUCUCAAAAAUGACACCAGCAACCAGAGGUGUGCCAUCAUCUCCAUUGCAACGGGACAGAGCAAAUACAACUAUCAGUGUGGAAUAAUGGAAGGUCGCUUUGUCCAUGUUGUUCUUCCUGGACUACAGAAGAAUUUGACACUUUGUGAAGUACAGGUGUAUGUGCUUGACUUUGAGAAGAGAUCUGUUGUGAAGAUCAGCACUGACUUUGACAUGAGUGACCCGGUCAUCCAACAACAAAUCUUAAAGCAGCUGGAGGCAAAGAUGAAAAGCAAGGGGAUCAGUGACUUCAAAAUCCGCUGGAAGACGUCAGGACGAGUUUCACGCAAGACUGAAGACAGCACAGUGUGUGACACCGGAGGGAGCUGA